Messenger RNA from Protopolystoma xenopodis, 366 nucleotides. Lineage: Eukaryota; Metazoa; Platyhelminthes; Monogenea; Polystomatidea; Polystomatidae. The record is from the annotation of a GenBank genome assembly.
AUGGCCCAUCAAGCCCCACACCAAGUGCUUGGUGAAGAGAUUGGAAGGUUGAUUUCACCAGAAGAAGACGGCGGAUUCCUCUUGACCAGCUGUCGAUUGGCUUUACUGGAACAUUCACGAUGGCGCUUUUUCUCAGUCAAGACCUUUGGACCUGUAACUCAAGCUUCGUUUCUGAUAAAUAUGGGACUUUUAAAAAGAUUCAAAAUCUUGAUGGCAUCAUGUAAAACUGAUACAAUGCGCCAUGAGCUUCUUUCUGGAGUGGAAAUGUUAAUCUCCCGCGAUCAGAUGGGAGGCCGUUUCAAUUUUUUGGCCCUUCUUCCAUAUUCAGCAAAAGAUCGUCUCCCGGCCGGAUUCGCUACUGAUUGA